GUUAAUGUAACUCAACUAUGGACAUGGGUAGCCAUCUCCUCCUCACCGUUGUUGUUAGCCUCCAUGCAUUUAUGCACACUGCCAGCAGCGACGAAUUCAUCUUCAACGGCUUCUCCGAGGAAAAUCUGAAGCUGAGUGGCCAAGCUUCUAUGGUAGGCCGUGCUAUAAGGCUCAUCGGUGGCGUCACCCUGACAGAAGGGGAUGCUUUCUACAGCAGGCCCCUCGAUUUCAGUAGUAACUCCGGUGGUGGUGGAGCCUCCUUCUCAACAACUUUCGUGUUCGCCAUCAACUCUGACACCACCGAAGCUCCUGGCAUAGCCUUCGUGCUCUCUUCCACCAUGGAGCUGCAACAUCUGCACAACAACUCAUUGGUUCAGGGCCAGCUGGGUUUCGCUGAUGUAGGAGGUAACAGCCCUAACUCACGUGAGCAAUUCUUAUUUAUAGUCGAGCUCAACUACAUCUACAAUGGCCGUGUGGUGAUCGAUGUCAAAAACUUAGUCUCCGUUAACCAUACCACCAGCUCAUAUAGGGCCAACAGCAUAUUCGAAAGCAUCAAACUUAGCAGUGCCAACCCAAUGCAAGUGUGGAUACACUACAAUGGCACAGAGCAAAAGCUAAAUGUAACCUUAGAAGAACUUGGUGAUCAGGUAGAACAGUCUAAAUCGCUGAGCCUGCCACAGUUACCGUCCACUGUCAAUCUCUCACAUUUGUUGUCAAACUCUGAGCAUGUAUAUGCUGGGUUCUCUGCUGCAAAUGGACAAACAAAUUGCAGCCAAUAUGUUAUUGGAUGGAGUUUUAUGAGAAAUGGACAAGCUCAACCACUAAACACCUUUGAUCUCUAUCGAGUCCUGUCAAAUCCUCCUGAAGAAGAGCAUCAUGGAAAAUACAUCCUACCCAUGGGUACUCUGCUAACAACAGUCAUUUUGGUUCCCAUUGUCUUGGUUCUUUUUGUGGUUAUUUUUUCCUACAAUGUCAAGUCAUGGUUGAAGAAAACCCUUGCACACGAAAAAUGGAAAAUUGACUGUGGGGUGUUGCAAUCUUUCACGUACAAAGAUCUAUUUAUUGCCACCAGCAGGUUCAACAAAAAGGCGCUCCUAGGAAAAGGAGGAUUUGGGAAGGUCUACAAGGGUGUGCUGGGUGUCCCUAAGGAGACUAUUGCAAUCAAGAGGGUGUCUCCAGAAUCAAAGCAGGGGAUGAAAGAAUUCAUGGCUGAAAUCGCCAUUCUUGGUCACCUGCGCCACCGUAACCUUGUCCAGCUGAUUGGCUACUGCCGCCAUAGGCAGGAGCUUCUUUUUGUCUAUGACUAUAUGCCCAAUGGAUGCCUUGAUACGUAUUUGCAUAAAAAGGAUAAGCCAACUCUGGGCUGGGAUCAAAGGCUUCACAUCAUUAAAGGGGUUACAGCUGGCCUUGUGUACUUGCAUGAGGACUGGGAGCAGGUUGUUAUCCAUCGAGAUAUUAAGGUUAGCAACGUGCUCCUUGAUGAUGGAAUGAAUGGAAGACUAGGUGAUUUCGGCCUUGCAAGGUUGCACGGACAUGAAGCCGACGCCCAUACCACGCGUGUGGCCGGCACCUGGGGUUACAUUGCUCCUGAGCUGGCUAGGUUCGGGAAGGCAACCAAGGCAACAGAUGUGUAUGCAUUUGGCAUAUUCCUGAUGGAAGUUGCAUGUGGAAGACGGCCAAUUGAGGCGAAUGCCCAUGGUGAACCUCUGGUGCUAGCAGACUGGGUGCUCAACACAUGGCAAACUGGUUCACUCAUUGAUGCCAUGGACACAAGGUUAGAACAAGACCAUGUCACUGAAGAGGUAGAGUUGGUGCUAAAACUUGGACUUCUAUGCUCACACUCGCUCCCCAAGGAAAGGCCAUGUAUGCGACUCGUAAUGCAGUACCUGGAAAGCAAUGCAACGCUCCCAAAUUUCCCACCAAGUUUUUUCACUGCUAAUUCAAGCAAGGAUGAAGGAUUUGAAGACCAGGUUGUGCCCCCUCCCUCGGUGGCAACAUCUAUCACAGGACUUUCUGGAGGAAGAUGAAAGAGGUGGUGCCCGGUGAGAAUGGUGAUCAGAAUUCAGUGUCUCUCCAUCAAACUUCGUGCCACAACAAGAUUUUCAUGGCAAAGGAGGAUGCCAUUUAUGAGACUCAAUAUCACCACUCAGUAGAAUGUACUUCUACAAUGAGCUUCAAUGUAUGGAGUAAUAAUUAGAGACAAUAUGUACCAUAAAUCCAUAUCUAGAGCAAGCUUGUGAUGCUCUCUAAGAGGAAGAUGUUCUAUGUAUGUUAUUUAGUUAUGCAUGCUUCUUCGCUUUCACUAUAUUGUGUAUCAAAAUGCCGCAAGCUCUUAUGUUGAAUCAUAAACAGAGCUGCUACAGGACAAAUUCCAAAAGGGUAAGUGUGGGUGACUGGUGGGUGAGGGCGUGGUGAUUUGCAGCCAUCCGUUGUAGCCGCGUUCGCAAAUGACAUAAUUUGGAGUUAACCAGCCCCUUCUGUUUUACUGAUUGCUUCAGAAACUAGUACACUCUAGUCCUAAUCAUAUGGGACGACUCAACAUGAUCCAGAAGACGGAUCAUAAACUUCCUCACUAGAAACAACUCUGUCAGAACUUAAUUUUAAGAAGUAAAUCAUCUACUUAGAUAAAGAUGACUAAAAGGAUAAGGAGUGUUGUACCUGUGGCGCUGAGUUGCUAUGUUCAGAACUUCGUCAGAUAUAGGAGCCGCAGUAUUCUGAAAGUUUCUGGCUGCAGCUAUGUGUUGCUGAACUGUAAUAAGGUUGCUGUAUGUUUUGAAUUUCAGACCAAGCCCGUGGGGGGCUGCACCCUGUGUUAUCAAUUUCCUGUUAAAUGAAACUGGGACAUAACAAGCUACCAUAACAUCCUCUGGUUUUGUCUGUGGUGCGGAGUCGCUAUGUUCAGAAUCUUGUCAGUUGUAGGAGCUGCAGUGUUUGGAUAAGUUUCCGGCUGCAGCUGCGUGUUGCUGUGUAAUAAGGUUGCUAUAUGUUUUCAAUUUCAGACUGAAUCCGUGGAAAUUGGGAGCUCUGCUCCUUAAUUCGUAAAAAGGGAGUCUUGUCCCUAAGCCUCUGAUGUUGUCGUCCCCUCCAUGACUUGGGCCAGUGCUGGUAGUGGUAGCCCCAGAUGACGUCAGUUUUGUACGCGACUAACAAAAUUCAGAUAUAAGUUAACAGUAAAGACAAGUAAGGAGUAACAUAUGCAUGCCAUAAAUUCUACAAGGCAAUAUAUAAAAAGUACAAACAAAUGUAUUGAGAAAAGGUUAAGA
This is a messenger RNA of Triticum urartu, 3263 nucleotides long. The record is from RefSeq and is a predicted model, not a curated record. NCBI's taxonomy places the organism in Eukaryota, Viridiplantae, Streptophyta, Magnoliopsida, Poales, Poaceae.